Molecule: messenger RNA, 3218 nt
Organism: Aspergillus wentii DTO 134E9
Lineage: Eukaryota; Fungi; Ascomycota; Eurotiomycetes; Eurotiales; Aspergillaceae
Product: dynamin-related GTPase MGM1
Exons: 3
Coding region: 182-2941 (919 amino acids)
Cellular component (GO): membrane; cytoplasm; microtubule
Molecular function (GO): GTPase activity; GTP binding; microtubule binding
Source: RefSeq, a predicted model, not a curated record
GUGCAGGUCACGGGCGGCGCGGAGAUUCGGGACUUCUUCGUGCGACUUCUUUUGAUGACAUCGUCUAUCAUUCAUCACAACUCCACAAAACAUCAGUCAAAUAAUCUCUCUGUGGCUGACAGCCCAGAGAUGAACGCCUUGGUUCUUUUAUUCUCUGGGCGUGUAUGAGAGUGUCGAAAUAAUGAGCGGGAGAAUUCUCUCCCACCGUCUUGUUCCGCUAUUGCGGACGGGUCGAUUGGCCCGCCAUAUUCAUAAUGCUGGAGCAAGAACUGGGGGUUUGCUGCGUGCGGAUGGUAGUGCUGCGAUGCGAGGCCGCUCAUGGCCUGUUGGAGCAAAUUCAAUUCAUAACAAUGUCCCCGCUGUGCGGACGAUUUCAUUUGCGAGAAUGAUCCCUAGGCUAGCACUCAAGCUUGUGAGGCUGCCAGCUAUGCUAGGGGGUGCAACAGUGGCAGGCUUUGCUUAUUUUCAAUAUCAAGCAACCCUCGCCGGUAAUUACGCGAUAGACAUUUUCAAACGAGCGGGGGAAACGGCGGGCGAUGCUGCUUCAAACCUGUUCGAAGGGCUCCAGGGCGUGGCGGAGCAAACACAACGCGGAUGGCAAAGAACGACAGAAGAUGUUGAAAUCCCCGAGUGGUUACAAAAGAUUCUCCGCCUUAAUGAGGAGUCUACUUCUGGAGACGGGGGUUCUUCCGGUGGAGGUGGUUCGCCCAAGGAGAGCAGAGUUGGCGUUGCAGCUGCUGGAGCAGCUAGCGGCUCGGCCUUUGGAUACGAUCAAUCCGAUGAAGAGGACGUACGCACUGGACGGGAGGUUGCGGAGGAUGACCAGAUGAUGCUCCUAACGCGGAAAAUGAUAGAAAUCAGGAACAUACUACAGACAGUUGGGCAGUCGAAUACGCUAACGCUUCCAUCGAUUGUAGUCAUUGGAUCGCAAUCCUCUGGCAAGAGCUCGGUUCUGGAAGCUAUUGUUGGGCAUGAGUUUCUACCGAAGGGCUCGAAUAUGGUUACUCGACGACCGAUCGAACUUACUUUAGUCAACACCCCAAAUGCGCAAGCCGAAUAUGGGGAAUUCCCGGCCUUGGGCUUGGGAAAGAUCACGGAUUUUUCGCAAAUUCAACGGACGUUGACCGACCUUAACCUGGCCGUCCCCGAGAAGGACUGUGUCACUGACGACCCAAUCCAACUAAACAUAUAUUCGCCCAAUGUUCCUGACCUCUCCCUCAUCGAUCUCCCGGGCUACAUCCAGGUUGCUGGUGAAGACCAGCCCCCAGAACUAAAACAAAAAAUCUCUGACCUCUGCGACAAGUACAUUCAAACACCGAAUGUUAUCCUAGCCAUCUCUGCAGCAGAUGUUGACCUUGCCAACUCAACGGCUCUGAGGGCGAGUCGCAGGGUAGAUCCCCGGGGUGAAAGGACAAUAGGAGUCAUUACCAAAAUGGAUCUUAUUGACCCCGAGCGCGGUUCUAACGUCCUCUCGGACAAGAGGUACCCUCUGCGCCUUGGGUAUGUCGGUGUGGUCUCGAGGAUCCCUCAAACAUCGGCUUUAUUCUCCAGAGGCAGUGGUAAUAUCACGAGCGCAAUUUUGAAUAAUGAAAAUUCCUUCUUCUCUGCGCAUCCCGAAGCGUUUGGCUCUCAGGCCGGCGUUUCGACGGGUGUUACGACCCUACGUACCAAACUCAUGCAUGUUCUUGAGCAAACCAUGGCAUCAAGCCUAGCAGGAACUAGGGAUGCCAUCAGUCAAGAGUUAGAGGAGGCAACUUAUGAGUUUAAGGUUCAAUAUAAUGACCGUCCUCUCAGCGCGGAGUCAUACCUUGCCGAGAGUCUGGAUAGCUUCAAGCAUUCGUUCAAGGCAUUCGCCGAGAGUUUCGGUCGGCCUCAGGUCCGAGAGAUGCUUAAGAAUGAACUCGACCAGCGGGUCAUGGACAUACUGGCACAACGGUAUUGGAACAAGCCAGUCGAUGACCUGUCCCCUCUAUUGCCUGAGCUGGACCCUCUCAGUGACCUUCCCAAGUCGGAUCCAGAGUCUCAAUAUUGGCACCGUAAACUUGAUGCCUCCACUUCUUCGCUAACGAAACUUGGCAUUGGUAGACUUGCCACGACUGUCGUGGCAAAUGCUCUCCAGACUCAUAUCGACCGGUUGCUGGCCUCGUCCACUUUCGCCUCUCAUCCGUAUGCUCAGAAGCAGAUCACCGAUGCUUGCACCAGCAUUUUGAAUGAUCGAUUUUUCAGUACUAGCGACCAGGUUGAGAACUGUAUCAAACCGUACAAGUUUGAAAUCGAAGUCGAAGACCCCGAAUGGGCAAAGGGAAGGGAGAAUGUGAGCAAAGUACUUAAGGAAGAACUCAGGGCAUGUGAAGCUGCUUUCAAACGCGUCGAGGAUAGUGUUGGGCGGAGAAAGAUUAAGGAUGUAAUGUCAUUUGUGGACAAGAUCAGAAAGGGUGAAGUGGUUUUGGAGGGUGACGGUGUGGGUGGCGCUGGUGGAUUCAGUUCUGCUUUGCUGCGCACAGGCCGAGAAAGCGCUUUUCUCCGCGAUCGAGCCGAUCUUAUCAAGAUGAGGCUUCUUGCCCUUCGUUCAAAGCAAUGCGCUACCAGGAAGAACAAGUACUACUGUCCAGAGGUUUUCCUCGACGUAGUGGCAGACAAGCUCACAUCGACGGCGGUACUCUUCCUCAACGUGGAAUUGCUUUCUGAGUUCUACUACAACUUCCCCCGUGAGUUGGACAUGAGACUGGGUCGUCACCUCUCCGACGACGAGGUAGAGCGAUUCGCACGAGAGGACCCACGCAUCCGAAGACACCUCGAUAUUAUCAAGAAGAAGGAGCUACUCGAACUGGCCCUGCAGAAGAUCGAAGGCAUCCGACAGCUCGAUGGCCGCAGUAUGCACAGGAACAAGGAGAGCCCUUUGGUGACUGAAAAGAGAAGUCGCGGUUGGAACAUUUUCUGAUCGACUCUUUCCCUCUCCCCAAACUUGUGCUGUGUACCUCCCCUGCUAUUCCUUCUUCCUUCCCUCCUGGACUCUACCAUACCUUCCUCUCCUCCAAUCUCUCCCACCUUCGUCCAUACUAAACCGGUAGGAGAAGGUUCUGUCUAUAGUUCUAUUAUAACCCCCUGAAUAGGCGUCAACACAGCGGCUGUGCAUUAUUAUCUCCUUUCCUUUCUUCCGAGUCUCUCUUUUCACCCAUCACCUUUUUUUUCCCUGCUCCGUUUUAGUCGGUGUUUGC